GGCAACAGACGGAGCUCGACGCGGAACAGACGGAGCUCGCCGCGGAACAGACGGAGCGCGUCCGAUUCACCGCACACACUGGACGGCAACCACAAUAAUCAACUGAGAGUAAUGACAGAUCUUUGGAGUACAUAUCAGCGACAUCAGGACCAUUCUCUCUCUGUGAUUGGAUAGACAGCCUGACGGUGAAACUCAACAUGCCAGUGAUGUCAACGCCAGUCUACAGACUGUAACCAUGGGCAACGUGGAGAGCCAGAAUGGCGACCAUGCCUUCUACGGUACCCAACAUGGCCACCUGUCCCGUAAGCACAUGUCUCGUUCCCUCCGCAUCUCCAACAAGCACCAUCAGUCCCAGUCCAGCUCUGGUUCCACCCGCCGCACCCGCGACGCCUCUCAGGGCAAAGUAGAGCACCGUAACUCUGAGACCUCCACGCGGUCCAGCAGCACCCCUAGUAUCCCCCAGUGUCUAGCGGACCACGCCCUGGAGCCCUUCAACCAGACCAAUGUCCUGUCAGACUUCUCCUCCCCUAUCUGGGUGGACCGCAUGGCCAUGAACCUCCGGCCCGUCUCCUUCCAUACCCACCUAGACAACCCCUCUGUAGGGCUCCAUCUAGAUGCAGCAUCACCUGGGGCUAGACCCCACGACCCCCAGGGUCUACAAGACGGAGGACUAAGCCUAUACAGUAACAAGGGGGAGGCAACCUACCUCCAGAAGACCAGAGACGGACCCAGGGAACCCCGAGAGGGGGUCAGCUUCAAGAAGAAGAGGUCCAAAUCAGCUGACAUGUGGAGAGAAGACAGGCUGGAGUUCAGUCUGUCAGACCUCAGCCAGGAACACCUCACCAGCACAGAGGAGAUCAUCGACACGGAGGAGGCAGAGGACUUCCCUGAUUGUGAUGGCCUGCUGGGGCUCGUGUCCCCUGAGGGUCUGGAGGGUGUGGACGCAGCAGGCCGGGCCAACUCCCUGGACCAGCUCUACCGGGGCCAGAAGACCCCGACCCGCCGGCCCGCUGGACGCUUCGCUAAGUGGCACCACGAUGCUAACAGCGCCGCCCGGGAGGGUGAGGAUGAUAAGAUGGUGUCUCCGUCGGAGGAGGACGGGAACUCGUACGGAGCGCAUACUCUGCCCUGCCGACGCUCACACUGCCUGUCUGAGGGGCUGACCGAUCACCAGGCUGCCACCUGCACCACCAUGCAGGGACGCAGGGCACAGACCAUACAGGAUGUGACGGCCGGAGAGGGCAGUGAGUAUGAGGACAGUGGCAUCGACGGGGUGACGGCGGAGGGGGCGGAGCAUCAGUCCCGGCGCUAUAAGACCAUGUCUAUGUCCUUCUCCGUGUGCUCGGCGGCAGGGCGGAGCAUGUUCACUGGCAGCGACAGCGGAAGCAGCAGUGGGGGAGCGCCCAGUGACAGGGCCCAGGGGGUCUAUGAGAACUUCAGACAGGAGUUGGAGAUGAGCUCAUGUCAGACAGAGAGUCUGGAGGAGGCGGGGUCAGCCAUGAGUGACGAGCAGAGCACCAUGACUUCAGCCUACCAAUCAGAUCCCCUGCACAGCGUUGCCCAGGGAACCGUGCGGAAGGCAGGCCAGCUGGCCGUCAAGAACAUCCUGGUUCACAAGAAAAACAAGAAGGUGGAGUCAGCCACCAGGAGGAAGUGGAAGAGCUACUGGGUCUGCCUCAAAGGAUGCACUCUGUUCUUCUACGAGACGGACGGACGGUCAGGGAUCGACCACAACAGUGUUCCUAAACAUGCGGUGUGGGCUGAGAACAGUAUCGUCCAGGCCGUACCUGAACACCCCAAGAAGGACUUUGUCUUCUGCCUCAGCAACUCUCUAGGGGACGCAUUCCUCUUCCAGACCUGCAGUCAGACGGAGCUUGAGAACUGGAUCACCGCCAUCCACUCGGCGUGCGCGGCGGCGGUUGCUAGGCAGCAUCACCGGGAGGACACGGUGCGUCUGUUGAGGGCGGAGAUCAGGAAGCUGGAGCAGAAGAUAGACAUGGACGAGAAGAUGAAGAAGAUGGGAGACAUGCAGCUGUCUGCUGUGACCGAUACCAAGAAGAGGAAGACUAUACUGGACCAGAUCUUCCUGUGGGAGCAGAACUUGGAACAGUUCCACAUGGGUCUGUUCCGGUUCCGCUGUUACCUGUCCAGUCUGCAGGGAGGGGAGCUGCCCAACCCCAAACGCCUGCUAGCCUUCGCCUCCAGACCCACCAAGCUGGCCAUGAGACGCCUCGGAAUCUUCUCUGUGUCGUCCUUUCAUGCACUGGUGGCAGCCCGUACAGAGAGCGGGGUGAGGAGACGUACCCAGGCCAUGUCUCGUUCCUCCUCAUCCAAACGUAAGAGCAGGUUCUCCUCUCUGUGGGUCCUGGACACUACCUCCAAGAAGAAGACCAAAGCCCAUCCCACCAUCAACCAGGUCUUUGCUGUUGGUGAGGAGCCAGUGAAAAAGCCUCUGGACGGGAUCUAUGAUGUGGACACUGCCAGGGAGAGCGUGAAGAGUGGUGGUGGAACGGUGGAGAGCCUUCCUCAGGUCGACUCAGACAGUCACAUGACAGACAGUGAUAUCUGGGUGCCUGACCACCUGACCCCAUCCUGGGUGUGUCUUCCCAACGACCAGCCUGUCCUCGCCAUCAUCCAGCCUGGAGAGUCCGCUCUGGACGCACUGGAGACCAUCUGCAAGGCCCACCAGCUGGAUCCCACCAAACAUUACAUCCGCCUUAAGUUCCUCCUGGAGAACCAAGUCCAGUUCUACAUCCCUAAGCCUGAAGAGCACCUGUGUGACUUGCUUUAUAAAGAGAUAGAGCUGGGCUCCAAAAUAACUAAAGUCAUCCAGUUCGACAGGGAUGAAUCCUGUAUGAUUGGUUACGGGUUCUCUAUCUCAGUGGUGGAGGAGGAUUCGGUGCAGCAGCUCUACAUAACCGAUGUGAAGGCGGGAGGAUUAGCCUUCGCUAGAGGUCUGAAUGCGGGCGAUGAGAUCUUGCAGCUGAAUGGGAAGGACUCGUGCAGACUGAACUUCUCAGAUAUGAAGGAGGCGUUCUCCCAGGCCUCCCUGUCCCUGACCGUCAACACUCUGCCCUCUACAGACCGACGCCAGAUCUGUUACCUGCCCCCCCGACGCUCUGACGCACAGGAUGACCUCUAUACUGACAUGUUCUCAAUGAGCCAGGAGGAAAUUCUGGAUGACGGGGUCGGUCUGGUGCUGGACAGUUCUGGAGACAGCCUGGAUGACGACUUUGAGAUGUUCAGCGAGGCAGACCAAUGCAGAAAGAGUACAGAGCAGGUCGCAGCAUUCUGCCGCAGUCUCCAUGACAUGAAUCCGUCUGAGUGUGCCACAACCUCCUCGUCCCCCAGCUUGGACUCGCCCUUCCGUCCCCCUGCCACCGGCACCGCCAGCCGACAGCUCUCCGACGCCGACAAGCUACGCAAAGUAAUCUGUGAGCUGGUGGAGACGGAACGCACCUAUGUCAAAGAUCUUAAUUGUCUCAUUGGGAGGUACUUGACCCCCCUGCAGAAGGAGACCUGCCUCACUCAGGACGAGCUGGACAUUCUGAUUGGGAACCUGCCGGAGAUGGUGCAGUUCCAGGUGGAAUUCCUGAAGACUCUAGAAGACGGGACCAGAUUGGUUCCAGACCUGGAGAAGCUGGAGAGAGUGGACCAAUUCAAGAAAAUCCUCUUCUCUCUAGGAGGUUCCUUCCUGUACUAUGCAGACCGUUUUAAGAUCUACAGUGCGUUCUGCGCCAGUCACACCAAAGUCCCCAAGGUGCUCGUAAAGGCUAAGACCGAUGCAGACUUCAAGGCGUUUCUGGAAGAGAGGAACCCUAAACAGCAACACUCCUCCACCCUGGAGUCCUACCUGAUCAAACCCAUCCAGAGAGUCCUGAAGUACCCACUACUACUGAGGGAGCUGUACUCGCUGACUGACCCUGAGAGUGAAGAACACUAUCACCUGAAUGUUGCUAUGAAGGCCAUGAACAAGGUGGCCAGUCACAUCAAUGAGAUGCAGAAGAUCCACGAGGAGUUUGGGUUGGUGUUUGACCAGCUCAUAGCGGAACAGAGUGGAGACAAGAAAGAGGUUGCUGAUCUGUCGAUGGGUGACUUGCUGCUACACACCAGCGUAGCCUGGAUCAACCCUCCCUCCUCCCUGGGCAAAUGGAAGAAAGACCCCCAACUGGCUGCAUUCAUCUUCAGAACAGCCGUGGUGUUUGUGUGUAAGGACGGCUCCAAGCAGAAGAAGAAAAUGGGUGGCUCCCAUCGAGUGUCGUCAGUCUCGUCUGAAGACAAGGACCCAUUCCGCUUCCGUCACAUGAUCUCCACAGACACCCUCCAAGUCCGAGCCCUCAAUAACCAAGACGGAGAGGGCUCUGCCGUGUGUGAGAUCGUCCACGUCAAGUCCGAGUCAGAAGGACGGCCGGAGAGGACAUUCCACCUGUGCUGCAGUUCUGUGGACAGUAAGAAGGACUUCCUGAAGGCAGUCCACUCCAUCCUAAGAGAUAAACAACGACGUCAACUGAUGAAGACAGAGUCUCUACCUCCCAACCAGCAGUAUGUCCCCUUCGGAGGCAAACGCCUCUGUGCCCUGAAGGGAGCCAGACCUGCCAUGAACAGAACAGUGUCAGACCCGGCGCGGACCCUGGGCCGGAGGAAGCUGGUGCGGAACCGUUUCACCAUCGACACAGACAUUGUCUUCGACGGCGAGCCAGACCAGGAGUCCCCACUGUCCCCUGAAGAGCCUGAGGGACAGGGACAAAGGGAAGGACAGGGAAAGGAACAGGGGGAGGUGCAGGCUACAGACUUGGGGGAGGUGCAGGCAGGGGAUACAGACCGCUGGGUGGAGGAGCAGUUUGACCUUGAAUGCUACGAGGAGGAGCAGGCGGCGCAGAAGGAGACGCAGGUGGAAGGAGGAGGUGACGUUAAAGAAACAGACAUCCUUAGUGAUGAUGAUGAUUUCUGCCAGUCUGUCAGAGGACCAUCCACUGAAUCACCGUCCAACACAGACCUAGAGGGGCCUGUAGGGGGCCUGUCCCUGGGAGAGGAAGGCCAACAGGGGGGCCAUAAACACCACCAGCCCCAGGGAGCCACGGGGACCACCACCCCAGGGAUGAGACUUUCCCACCUGGGGAAGCAGUGUGUCCUGGCUGGGAUGAGCGUGGAUGACCAGCGGGCUGAGGACAUCUGGGUACGCAGGGAGAACUGUCCCCUGGACGUUGAUGCUGUGACACAACAGAGCUAGACUAGAAGACCAGCAGACAGUUACAGACAGUGUCUCACCACUCAGACAGAGAGCUUUACAUUAGUUACAAAUGGCACCCUUUUCCUUAUUUAGUGCACUUCUUUUGACCAGGGCCCAUAGGGAGCAUACCAUAGCGGAGCGCCAAGUAGUGCACUAUAUAGGGAAUAGGAUGCCAUUUGGGACGCAAACAUGAGCUUCAAGACGAGACGAUCAGUGAACUUUCAAUCAAUCAAUCCACACCCAUCAAGAACACAUGUGCAUAGACAUGCAUGGCACAGCUACUUCAAGCUACUACAUCGCCUCCUUGUCAGUGUGCUUGAAUGCAUUGUUUUGUACAGUGUACAGAUAGACUGGUGAACCUCAAACCGAAGCCCUCUAAUGGGAGCAAUACUGGAAUACAGGGAGAGGAGGGAUCUUAUCCAAUAAACCAAUCAUACGGCGACAUGGAGGGGGUCUAAUCCAAUCAUAUGGUGACGUGGAGGCCAAGCUGUGAAAGACUGACUGAGUGGCUGGUUGACUGGCUGGCUCACUGUCUGAUGGUACAAUCAUGGACCCUAAUCAAUACUGUUGCUUGGCAUGGUUUGAUUCCUGGGGUACUAUAGGUUCCUGAUUAUUGUUGCCAAAUGUGGGUAUUUGUUGUGAACACAUGAAACGCAACGUUAUCACUAUAACUACUGUUCCCUGAAGGAGGGAAACGAGGUACAACAUACUUCGGUUGAAGGAUCUACAAUCGCGCCUGACAAGGCCAAUGAAAUCCUUGCCUUGCUGGAAGCUGCGCCUUCCACAGGUGAUAAGCGUGAGGCUCGGAUUCAUUCCUUCAAUUUAAUACCGCUCUUCACCGAGGCCAGGAACGGGCGGUGCGGGCCAAACAGGUGUUGUACCUCGUUUCCCUCCUUCAGGGAACAGUAGUUAUAGUCAUAACGUUAUGUUCCCUUUCAGUCAAUCAACUUCGGUACA
Coregonus clupeaformis (lake whitefish) is the source of this 6187-nucleotide messenger RNA. RefSeq names its product rho guanine nucleotide exchange factor TIAM1. The record is from RefSeq and is a predicted model, not a curated record. The coding region runs from base 236 to 5230 and encodes 1664 amino acids. Gene Ontology annotation, cellular component: cytosol; synapse; plasma membrane. Gene Ontology annotation, molecular function: guanyl-nucleotide exchange factor activity; protein binding. Lineage: Eukaryota; Metazoa; Chordata; Actinopteri; Salmoniformes; Salmonidae. The transcript has 29 exons. Gene Ontology annotation, biological process: positive regulation of axonogenesis; small GTPase-mediated signal transduction; activation of GTPase activity.